Coffea eugenioides is the source of this 1680-nucleotide messenger RNA. RefSeq lists its product as uncharacterized. The transcript has 4 exons. NCBI's taxonomy places the organism in Eukaryota, Viridiplantae, Streptophyta, Magnoliopsida, Gentianales, Rubiaceae. Gene Ontology annotation, biological process: ceramide biosynthetic process. Bases 53 to 1357 code for a protein of 434 amino acids. Gene Ontology annotation, cellular component: Golgi membrane; endoplasmic reticulum membrane. The record is from RefSeq and is a predicted model, not a curated record. Gene Ontology annotation, molecular function: sphingomyelin synthase activity; ceramide cholinephosphotransferase activity.
UACUGUCACCGAAGGCAUCGGAGUCUCUGUCUCAACUGUGCUUACACUCGACAUGGGGCUGUUGCCGGCUUGGCGGUCCGUGGUAUUCAAGAACCGGGGAAGCGGUUUAGGCCUUGCCGCAAUAGCUUAUGUGGGCGUGGACUAUUUCCGCCACCUGUCUCCGCGGUGGCACGAGCGAUUGCAGCCAGUUUUGUGGACAUUUUUAGCCAUUGCAGCUGUUAUUCGUGUUCCUUUUUAUAAGCACUGGUCAUCUGAGCUUCGUUCUGCUCUGCCCUUCAUAUUUUCUUUGAUUUUUAUGCUCUCUGCUCUGCUUUUGGAAGCCAUCUCUGUUCGGUUUGUCACGGUUGUUCUUGGCAGUGAUUGGCACAAUUCUGCUCAGGCUCUACCUGAUGUUGGCCAGUGGUUUCUGCUUGCAUUGAACGAGAAGCUGCCCCAAACAAUGGUCAAUUUGUUGAGAGCUCGUAUAAUUGGACUGCACCAUUACCUGAUGUUGUUUGUCAUGCUUGGUUUCUCUGUAUUAUUCAACUCCAUUGAAGCUCCUGGUCUUGGGUUGGGUGCAAGAUACAUGUUUACCAUGGGUGUUGGGCGACUUCUUCGAGCCUUGGCUUUUGUUUCUACAAUUUUACCAUCACCUCGGCCCUGGUGUGCAUCAACUCGCUACCAUAUACCUGCACACCCUCAUCGUUGGGCUCAAAAGUAUUAUGUUCCAUAUGCAACUGAUUCAUAUGCUAUUCGCCAAGUUAUUCAUUAUGAUAUUGCCUAUGCUGAUCCUGGAGACUAUCAUGUUGAAUUCCAUCCUAACUGGGGUUUGAUGAGCUUCCUCAUUGAUUUUCUACGACCUACACCUCCUGAUGGUUCUUCUCCAUGGUACCAUCUACUAAAGAAAGCAGGGGGUGGCUGCAAUGACCUCAUAUACAGUGGCCACAUGCUUGUAUCUGUACUGACUGCUAUGGCAUGGACGGAGGCAUAUGGUGGCUUAAGCUCCAUUUUGAUUUGGCUGCUUGUACUGCAUAGUGCACAAAGGGAAAUUCGCGAGCGCAAUCAUUACAGUGUUGAUUGUGUGUUAGCCAUCUACAUGGGGAUCUUUUUGUGGAAGUUGAUAGGCAUUUUUUGGCCAACUAAAGAUGCAUCCAAGAAAAGAAGGCUAAUCAAAUUGGAAAGAGUUCAGGGUAGACUAACGCAAGCUGCCAAGGACUCUGAUAUUGAUAGAGUGAGAGAAAUUCUGAAAGAGGUCGAGUUAAGCAGUCAAGUAAGGCAGAACCCUAAGAGCAGCGCUAUGUGGCUGUUUUCUGGUGCAACCAUUUUCUGCACGAUAACCGUGGUGCUUCUUGCCUUCAUGUUGACAUCUGACGGGUGAUUCCCUACUUAAGUUAUAUGCUGCCACGAAAUUUAUGAGUCGAUUGCAGUGCUCUUAACUGCAUUUUGUUGUAUGAAAACACGAGUAGAUAGAAACCAAACAAAGAUUGUUGUACACUAUCAAGAUAUAGACUGUUAGGUCUGAGGCCACGUUUAUAGGCUGGAUGUUGUAAUAUGGACCUUCACCAGUGAUGUUCGAAUGUAUGUGCAAAGUUCCACAGGUAAUGUCAUUUACUGAACUGAAGUGGCAAACGAGUUCCAGUUUUCAUGGCUGUAAUGAAACACUGGAAAUUUCAUUUAUAUUAAGACCAUUUUGAUCUUGAA